CAGCGCGAGUCUCAUCAUCACCGCAUCGCCAGGCAAGCAGCCUCGAGACCCACCGACCAACGGACCCUCAGUGGUCCCUCAUCACAAAUACUAUAAUAACGGAGAGGAGGUAGACUCCUCACGAAACCAUGUCAGGGCCCCGGUGAACAGACAAACAGAUUUAUUCUCUUUGUUCGCGUCGACGCACCGCUCGCCGCCGAGGAGGGGCCGUAGAAUAGUGCUCUCUCUCUCUCUCUGGCGGAGGAGUGGGGGAAGAGGAGAAGAGAAAGCAACAGAGAGAACCGAGGUAUUUUUCUACCGGAUAACCUAAUGGCAGAGCGCGAGGCGUCGCCGUUACCACUGGAGGUUCGCGCCCGGCUGGCGGAGCUGGAGCUCGAGCUGUCAGAGGGUGACAUCACACAGAAGGGUUAUGAGAAGAAGCGGUCUAAGCUGAUCAGGGCCUACUUCCCUCAUCCUGGAGGUAUGGAGGGUAUGUCUCACCGCCCCCCCUUUGCCCCCCCAUCUGCUGCUCGGUUCCACAGACGGCGCUCUUCUGGAACACGUGAUGAACGCUACCGUUCAGAUGUCCACAGUGAGGCAGUGCAGGCAGUGUUAGCCAGACAUGUGGAGAGCAACGUGGCAGUGCCUAUGCCCUCCAAACGACGAUCACUGGUGGUACAGACAUCCAUGGAUGCGUACACACCCCCAGGCCUGUCCCCACUGUGCUCAGACUCGUCGUCGGGCUCAGAGGAAGAGGCGGGGCCAGGCAAUGACAUGCCGGGAAUGGAACACUGGAUGACUCGCCCUGCCCACUUAGGUCCAGCCCACCUAGGCUCCACCUCCUCGUCGUCCUCGUCCACUCAGAGCGGAGGAAGUGGCAACGCAGGACGACUGGCCGACUCGCUCGCACACACACACCUCUCACACCCACACCUGGCACACGCCCACCUCACACACACACAUCUGACCCAGUCACAUCACGUGUCAGCUCACCACUCACAAACACACCACGGUAUAGGGCACCUAUCUCUGAAGCGUAAGGCAGCUCUGGGCAUGGCGGAGAACGGAGGCUCUCUCAGAAGAUCCUGUGAGUUCGGUUCUGAUAUGCUGUGGCCUCCACCACUGGAGUCUGACGAGAAUCACUCUGCUCCUCCUGAUGUGACUGGCUAUUCGUCUGACUCCUCCCACUCCCGCCCCCACUCAGAGCGCCACAUAGGAACCAUCGCCCGAAACACUCAGAAAUACGGCAACGCUGAACGCAUGGAGACUGGAGACGGUGUCCCGGUCAGCAGUCGUGUGUCUGCUAAGAUCCAGCAGCUAGUGAACACUCUGAAAAUGCCUCGUAGACCUCCGCUAAGAGAGUUCUUUGUUGAUGAUUUUGAAGAACUUCUAGAAGUCCAGCAGCCAGAUCCUAAGCAGCCGCGCCCGGAGGGGGCAGAAAUGUUGGCAGUAAGUGGAGAAGCCCUGGGGGUGGUGACUAACUGGCCACCCUCCCUGGAGGCAGCUCUCCAACGCUGGGGCACCAUCAGCCCUAAAGCGCCCUGUCUCACCAGCCUGGAUACCACUGGCAAACCUCUAUAUGUACUCACAUACGGGAAGUUGUGGUCUCGGAGUAUCAAGCUGGCCUAUAACAUCCUCCACAAGCUGGGCAGCAAGCAGGAGCCCAUGUUGCGACCGGGGGACAGGGUUGCGCUGGUGUUUCCUAACAAUGACCCGGUGGCCUUCAUGGUGGCCUUCUACGGCUGCCUGCUUGCUGAGGUGGUCCCUGUACCCAUAGAGGUGCCCCUCACACGCAAGGAUGCUGGCAGCCAGCAGAUUGGGUUCCUAUUGGGAAGCUGUGGGGUUACCGUGGCACUGACCAGUGAUGCCUGCCAUAAAGGCUUGCCCAAGAGCGCUACAGGAGAGAUACCACAGUUCAGAGGGUGGCCUAAGCUGCUGUGGUUCGUGACCGAGUCGAAGCAUCUCUCCAAACCUCCUAGAGAUUGGUUCCCUCACAUCAAAGAUGCAAACAGCGACACAGCCUAUAUAGAGUAUAAAACGUGUAAGGAUGGGAGUGUCCUGGGCGUGACAGUGAUGAGGAUCGCUCUGCUGACUCACUGCCAAUCCCUCACACAGUCGUGUGGCUACACAGAAGCGGAGACCAUAGUGAAUGUUCUAGACUUUAAGAAGGAUGUGGGACUGUGGCACGGCAUCCUCACGAGUGUGAUGAACAUGAUGCAUGUGAUCAGCGUUCCCUACUCUCUGAUGAAGGUCAACCCGUUGUCCUGGAUACAGAAGGUCUUCCACUUCAAAGCCAAGGUAGCAUGUGUAAAGUCCAGGGACAUGCACUGGGCUCUGGUGGCCCACAGAGAGCAGAAGGACAUCAGCCUGAGUUCCCUCCGGAUGCUGCUGGUCGCCGACGGAUCUAACCCCUGGUCUAUUUCAUCCUGUGAUGCGUUCCUCAACGUGUUCCAGAGUAAAGGCUUGAGGUCAGAGGUCAUCUGUCCCUGUGCCAGCUCUCCUGAAGCCCUGACCGUUGCCAUCAGGAGGCCAGUGGAGGACAGUAGCCAGCCACCAGGCCGAGGGGUUCUCUCCAUGCAGGGUCUGAGUUACAGUGUGGUCCGCGUCGACACAGAGGAACGAUUGUCAGUCCUCACUGUGCAGGAUGUGGGCACUGUUAUGCCUGGAGCCGUAGUGUGUGUGGUAAAGCCAGAGGGUGUGCCUCUCCUGUGUAAGACAGAUGAGAUCGGGGAGCUGUGUGUGUGUUCUGUCGCCACGGGAACCUCUUACUAUGGAUUGACAGGCAUGACCAAGAACACCUUUGAGGUGUUCCCUGUAGCCUCAGGUGGAGGCCUGGUCAGUGAGUAUGCAUUUGUGCGUACGGGGCUGCUGGGCUUUGUGGGUCCAGGUGGUCUGGUGUUUAUCUCCGGAAAGAUGGAUGGCCUCAUCAUGGUCAGCGGGCGCAGACAUAACGCUGAUGACAUCGUAGCCACCGCACUGGCCGUGGAGCCAAUGAAAUUCGUCUACAGGGGGAGGAUAGCAGUAUUCAGUGUGACCGUGCUGCGUGAUGAGCGUAUCGUAGUGGUAGCAGAGCAGAGACCAGACUCUACUGAGGAGGACAGCUUCCAGUGGAUGAGCCGCGUGCUGCAGGCGAUAGACAGUAUCCAUGGUGUGGGUGUGUUCUGCCUGGGGUUAGUUCCAGCCAACACCCUCCCGAAGACCCCCCUGGGGGGUAUACACCUGUCUGAGACCAAACAGCUGUACCUGGAGGGGGGGCUGCACCCCUGUAACGUGCUCAUGUGUCCUCACACCUGUGUUACCAACCUGCCCAAACCACGACAGAAACAACCAGAGAUUGGUCCUGCCUCUGUGAUGGUGGGGAAUCUGGUGUCUGGGAAGAGGAUCGCUAUGGCCAGCGGCAGAGACCUGGGACAGACUGAUGACAACGACCAGUUCCUGUUCCUGUCAGAGGUGCUGCAAUGGAGAUCUCAGACGACGCCCGACCACAUCCUCUACACACUGCUCAGCUCCCGGGGGCUGGUGUCUAGUUCUCUGACCUGUCUUCAGCUCCAUAAGAGGGCGGAGAGAGUUGCUGCCCUGCUGCUGGAGAGAGGAGGACUACAGGAGGGAGACCACAUAGCACUGGUCUACCCACCAGGUAUAGACUUGAUCGCAGCAUUCUACGGUUGCCUUUACGCUGGCUGUGUUCCUAUCACUGUCAGACCGCCCCACCCACAGAACAUCUCAACCACACUGCCCACAGUCAAGAUGAUUGUAGAGGUCAGUCGUUCGGCCUGUGUGAUGACCACAGCGGUCAUCUGUAAGCUGCUGCGGUCGAAGGAGGCGGUCGCCACAGUGGACAUCAGGAACUGGCCUCCUGUCCUGGACACAGAUGACCUGCCAAAGAAGAAGCCACCAGCUCUAUAUAAGCCCUGUAACCCUGAUGCCCUGGCCUAUCUGGACUUCAGUGUGUCCACUACUGGCAUGCUGGCUGGAGUACAGAUGUCCCAUAAUGCGGUGGGAGCGUUCUGCCGAUCGGUGAAGCUGCAGUGUGAACUCUAUCCCUCCAGAGAGGUAGCCAUCUGUCUCGACCCCUACUGUGGCCUGGGCUUUGUCCUCUGGUGUCUCUGCAGUGUGUAUAGUGGCCACCAGUCUAUCCUGAUCCCUCCAGUAGAGUUGGAGUCUAACCCAGCGCUGUGGCUGCUCGCUGUCAGCCAGCUCCGAGUCAGAGACACCUUCUGUUCCUACAGCGUCAUGGAGCUCUGCACUAAAGGACUGGGCCUGCAGACAGAGGCACUGAAGGCACGGGGCCUGGACCUGUCCCGUGUGAGGGCGUGUGUUGUGGUAGCAGAGGAGAGACCCAGGAUGUCUCUAACACACUCCUUCUCCAAGCUGUUUAAAGACCUGGGCCUGCACCCCCGAUCUGUCAGCACAGCAUUCGGCUGUAGGGUCAACCUGGCUAUCUGUCUACAGGGAACUUCUGGGCCGGAUCCCACUACAGUGUACGUGGACAUGAGAGCUCUGCGGCAUGAUAGGGUGCGGUUGGUGGAGAGAGGUUCUCCUCACAGUCUCCCUCUCAUGGAGUCAGGAAAGAUCUUACCUGGCGUCCGCAUCAUCAUCGCCAACCCAGAGACCAAGGGACCGCUGGGAGACUCCCACCUAGGAGAGAUCUGGGUGCACAGUGCCCAUAAUGGCAGUGGAUAUUACAGUGGUUAUGGAGAGGAGGUCCUUCAGUCUGAUCACUUCACCUCCAGACUCAGCUUCGGAGACACGUCCACCAUCUGGGCUCGCACCGGAUACCUGGGCUUCUUACGACGUACUGAACUCACCGAUGCCAGCGGAGAGAGACAUGAUGCUCUGUAUGUUGUGGGCGCGUUGGAGGAGGCCAUGGAGCUGAGGGGGAUGAGGUAUCAUCCUAUAGACAUAGAGACCUCCGUCAUCAGGACUCACAAGAACAUCAUGGAGUGUGCGGUGUUUCCCUGGACUAACCUGCUGGUAGUCGUAAUAGAACUAGAAGGGUCGGAGCAGGAAGCCCUGGACCUGGUUCCCAUGGUGACCAAGGCGGUGCUGGAGGAGCAUUACCUCAUCGUUGGGGUCGUCGUAGUAACGGACAUCGGGGUGAUCCCCAUCAACUCUCGCGGGGAGAAGCAACGCAUGCACCUCCGGGACGGCUUCCUACAGGACCAGCUCGACCCCAUCUACGUAGCUUAUAACAUGUAACCCAGAGGCCCCAUCCUGGGGGGGUGGACCUGAGUGAGGGGGAUGUGUGUGUAUGUGUGUGUUGGCAUGCGUGUGUAUGGAUAUGUGCUUGUAUAUCGCUAGUGUUAAUUUUAAAUCAAGACGUACUGUAUUUUUGAAUCUGCACAUGGUCAUAUGGUGUGGUGCCAGUUGUCUGAUCCUUUAGUUGUGCUGUGGUGGAGGCAUGGCUGUUUCUGCACCCCCGGUUAAACCUGACACCUAGACAGGAAGUCACUGUACAAAACCUUAAGGGAACACUGUAUCGAUAGACAGGAAGUCACUGUACAAAACCUUAAGGGAACACUGUGUAUCGAUAGACAGGAAGUCACUGUACAAAACCUUAAGGGAACACUGUGUAUCGAUAGACAGGAAGUCACUGUACAAAACCUUUAUGGAACAAUGUGUAUCGAUAGACAUGAAGUCACUGUACAAAACUUUAAGGGAACAUUGUGUAUCGAUAGACAGGAAGUCACUGUACAAAACCUUAAGGGAACACUGUGUAUCGAUAGACAGGAAGUCACUGUACAAAACCUUAAGGGAACACUGUGUAUCGAUAGACAGGAAGUCACUGUACAAAACCUUAAGGGAACACUGUGUAUCGAUAGACAGGAAGACUGACUGGACCACUAGUAGUUGUUGUUGGGAGAGAGAGAGAAAAUAUCCCUGAACAUAUCUGUUUUCUUGAUGAAAUAGACAUUAAAAAUAAAGUUAUUAAAGUAUAUUGUCAGAAGAAGACAGGGGGUUCAGAUUAGUGUAUAAAUAUAAAUAUUGUAUAUAAACAUAAUCUAUAUGGAGAGAAACACACUGAGGACUAGCCCUGUUAUACAGCUCUCUCCACCCACACCCUGUGUACGUGUGUGUGUGUGUGUGUGUGUGUGUGUGUGUGUGUGUGUGUGUGUGUGUGUGUGUGUGUGUGUGUGU
Messenger RNA from Oncorhynchus masou masou (cherry salmon), 6117 nucleotides. Its product is annotated as disco-interacting protein 2 homolog C-like. The record is from RefSeq and is a predicted model, not a curated record. Bases 310 to 5178 code for a protein of 1622 amino acids. Lineage: Eukaryota; Metazoa; Chordata; Actinopteri; Salmoniformes; Salmonidae. The transcript is spliced from 37 exons.